CUUCAUCUAAUCUGAUUUCUCGCCAUAAGUUUCAUAAAUUCAAGAUUAUAGAGCUUGAAAUAGCAUGGCAUUUCUUUCCCACAUCAAAUGGCUGUAUCGCGAAUUUGGACUCAACUCUCUUUAUGAUGCGGGACGAGAUGCUUGGCUUAUCAUCUUGGCGAGAUGUUGUCGCAUGUUUGCGUUUGGGACGAAUUCCCUUAUCCUCGCGCUGUUCUUCUCGUCACUUAAGUUCAGCGACUCGGCUAUUGGACUGUUCAUGACGCUUACUCUCCUUGGAGAUGUGCUGUUGUCACUUCUUCUCACACUGGUGGCGGAUCGAGUCGGAAGACGGAGAGUGCUGUUUUGUGGUUCUGUGCUCAUGGUCCUUUCUGGGGCAGCAUUUGCUUAUUUCGAGAAUUACUGGAUUCUGUUGAUUGCUGCGGUACUGGGGGUUAUCAGUGCGACGGGAGGAGAUUUCGGGCCUUUUAGAGCUAUUGAAGAGAGCAUUUUAAGUACUUUGACGAAACCUAACACGAGAGCUGAGGUAAUCAGCUGGUAUGUUACGACGGCGACUCUUGGGCAGAGUGUUGGGACAGAAGUUGCAGGGAGAAUUGUGCAUGCUUUGCAAGGGAAAGAGGGCUGGACUUUGACGGAUGCUUAUCAUGGGGUGUUUUGGAUGUAUUCCGGGAUGGGAAUGGUGAAUAUGAUUGUUAUGUUGUGUUUGAGUGAUAAGUGUGAGGCGAAAAAGGUUAUUCAAGAUGUUAAGGAGGUAGAAGAAGCGGAGAUUCUGCUUGAUGGCGAGGAAGAGAGGGAGACGGAUGAAGGGACUGCAACGCCAAUAGAGCCAACAAGCCCGAAACCGAUGAAACAGAGCUUCUUUGCUCAGAUAUCAAAGGAUACGCGGUCGUCGAUGUAUAAACUUUGGUUCCUCCUGAUUGUCGAUUCUCUCGCGGAUGGAAUGGUCCCGUUAUCUUUAACAAAUUACUACAUGGAUCAGAAAUUCCACUUGCCGAAAUCCACACUGGGAGACAUCACUUCGGCAUCCUACUUUCUCGGAUUCUUCGGAACCAUCUUCGCAGGCCCGCUUUCUCGACGUCUGGGACUUGUGAAUACGAUGGUAUUCACGCAUCUCCCCUCAUCGGCCGCUGUCCUCGUCUUCUCUCUACCGAAGACUGUUUGGUUGAGCGUAGUACUGCUUCUUGUGCGAAUGGGAUUAAACAACAUGGACCAGGCGCCGAGAACUUCGCUCAUAGCUGCAAUUGUGAGACCGGAAGAAAGAACGGCUAUCAUGGGAAUCACGAGUAUGUUGAGGACUCUCGCCUCGACGACUGGACCCACUGUCACUGGGAUACUGGCCGGGCAACAGAGAUUCUGGAUCGCGUUCGUUGUUGCUGGUAGCUUGAGGAUUGCUUAUGAUCUGGGUUUGUGGGCUAUCUUUAUUAAUCUGAAAUUGUUCCAGAAUGAGGAGAAGGAUGGAGAUGGAGAGGGAGAGGUGCUGAUGAGGCAAAUUGUGAGAGAUGGUGGAAGGGAGAGGGAGAAUGAUGAGGAAGAGUUGAGGGACCUGGUUAGUGAGAGUGGAAGCGAAAGUGGGAGGUCUUCUGGAUCUUUGAGAAGGGAAAUGAAGGAGGACGAGCUGAAUGACAGUGGAAAGUAGGUGGAGUAGAUGGCUGGACGCCCUACAGAAGUGAAUCUGGAACCAGAUUUUGGUGCAGGACAAUUCCAAUGUCCAUUCCCAACAUUGAUCUUUGAAACAUCGAAAGUAGGGAAACUUUUAGAGGACUUGAAAGGACAUAGCUGACUGGAUCUGAAAGAGGAAAUACCCGUAAGCGAGCCCCUUUUCAGGCGAGGAGGGACAAGGAAAUUUUGGCUAAAAGGGAAAGUCGGGGAGUCUCCGGCAACUUUAGUACUCAUUAAAUUAAUACUUGAAGUCGAACAUUCGCAUCUAGACAAUAUUUAGAAUAACUUGGAAGAUUCUUGCAGCCCC
This is a messenger RNA of Mollisia scopiformis, 1963 nucleotides long. RefSeq names its product MFS general substrate transporter. Gene Ontology annotation, biological process: transmembrane transport. Gene Ontology annotation, molecular function: transmembrane transporter activity. Gene Ontology annotation, cellular component: fungal-type vacuole membrane. Bases 65 to 1633 code for a protein of 522 amino acids. NCBI's taxonomy places the organism in Eukaryota, Fungi, Ascomycota, Leotiomycetes, Helotiales, Mollisiaceae. The record is from RefSeq and is a predicted model, not a curated record. The transcript has a single exon.